AUGCGCCCAUCAAUCAGCUGGAAACUUUUUUGCGCUGGUUGGGCCCUGGCCUCAACCGGCUUCUGCACCAGCAGUGGCCUCUUGGCUGACCUGCAAGAAUGGGCUUCAGCAUACAACCAGUCCGUCGCCGCAGUGGCAACCCUAUCCAAUGUAGACAAGAUCCGGCUCAUCUCCGGCCAAAGCGUGCCUUCCAUCAACUUUGAGCCCUAUACAGCCGACGACGGCUCCCAAGGGCUAGAGAGCUUCUUCUACGUGACCUUAUUUCCCAGAUCCUCAGCGAUGGCCCAGACCUGGGAGCCCGAGCUCAUCAAAGCCAACUUUCAUGCCGUCGGCCAGGAGUUCUACGGCAAAGGCUACACCAUGAUCAACGGUCCAACGGUUGGCCCACAAGGCCGUACCCCCUGGAGCGGCCGUCUAGUGGAAACCCUAGGUCAGGACGUCUACCUGGCCGGAAUUGCAUUCGCACACGCCACCGAGGGCAUCCGCGAAGCCGGCAUCAUCCCCUGCGGCAAGCACUUCCUCCUCAACGAGCAGGAGACCAAUCGCUCCGAAGUCUACUGGUCCAACAACGGAGUCACCGUCCCCCUCAACAACACCGCCUACUCCAGCAACGCCGACAACAAGACCCUCCACGAAGCCUACCUCUGGCCCUUCUACGACGGCGUCAAAGCCGGCCUCGGCGCCGUAAUGUGCGCCAUGAACCGCGUCAACGGGACUUACGCCUGCGAAACCCCCAACCUGCUCAACAACGUCCUCAAAACCGAACUGGCAUUCCCCGGCUUCGUCACCCCCGACACCUCUGGCCAACACACAGCCCUAGGCUCUGCCAACGCCGGCAUGGACUUCGGCGCUACCUCCUUCUGGAACCCCCAGACCCUCCUCCCAGCCCUCGCCAACGGCUCCCUCUCCCAAGCCCGCCUCGACGACAUGGCCAUCCGCAACCUCAUGCCCUACUUCCAGCUCGGCCUCAACACCAAAACCAUUCCCCCCAAUCCCCCGGCCACAGCCCCCGUCGACGUUCGCGCCAACCACCGCGCCCUCGUCCGCAAAGCCGGCAGCGCAGCCAUAACCCUCCUCAAAAACACCAACAACACCCUCCCCCUCCACAAACCACCCUCCAUCGGCAUCUUCGGCUCCCACGCCCGUCCCACGCUCAUCGGCCCCGGCAAAACAAUGGACGACGUGCACACUCACACCACCUGGCCAGGCCAACUCAUCUUCUCCGGCGGCUCCGGCAUCAGCAGUCCCUCCUACCAAAUCACCCCCUACGACGCCCUCCUCUCCAAAGCCCUCCAAGACGGCACCCAACUCAUGUUGGCAAUGGACGACGACCUCCCCAUCAUCCCCUACACCGCCGUAACCGGCACAAUGGGAACCUCAGCAGCACCCACCUUCGCCGGCUACGCCUCGGCCGUAUCAACCUGCCUCGUCUUCAUCAACGCCUGGAGCGGCGAAGGCCACGACCGCAGCGAACUCCGCAACAUCCCGCAAGACAAGAUGAUCCUCACCGUGGCCCAAAACUGCGCCAACACCAUCGUCGUCAUCAACACCGUCGGCGCCCGUCUCCUCGACUCCUGGAUCGACCACCCCAACAUCACAGCCGUCCUCUACUCCUCCCUCCUAGGCGAACAAUCAGGCAACGCCAUCAUCGACGUCCUCUACGGCGCCGUCAACCCCUCCGCGAAACUCAUCCACACUAUCGCCCGUAAUGAAUCAGACUACCCCGUCCCGGUCUGCAUGACCGCAGAUUGCGAUUUCACCAAGGAAAAGGUCUACCUCGAUUACAACUACGUGAAUGAUUCCGCGCUCGCUCAUCCCAUCCCCACGGGUAAACUUAUCCCUGGCGGAAAGGCGGAUCUUUGGGACGAGGUCAUGCGGAUUACGACGUAUAUCACGAAUUCGGGGGAUAGGGAUGGGGCGGAGGUCGCGCAGCUGUAUGUUUCGUUUCCCGAGGAGGCGGAUCAACCGGUUAGACAGUUGCGAGGGUUUCAGAAGGUUUUUCUGAGGUCGGGGGAGAAAGGGUUGGUGGAGUUUGGGUUGAGGAGGAGGGAUUUGAGUUUUUGGGAUGUGGGGAGGCAGGAGUGGGUGCUUGCUAGGGGGCACUUCGAUUAA
Molecule: messenger RNA, 2112 nt
Organism: Aspergillus neoniger CBS 115656
Lineage: Eukaryota; Fungi; Ascomycota; Eurotiomycetes; Eurotiales; Aspergillaceae
Product: beta-glucosidase
Exons: 4
Coding region: 1-2112 (703 amino acids)
Biological process (GO): glucan catabolic process
Molecular function (GO): beta-glucosidase activity
Source: RefSeq, a predicted model, not a curated record